Dioscorea cayenensis subsp. rotundata (Guinea yam) is the source of this 1313-nucleotide messenger RNA. RefSeq names its product phenylalanine--tRNA ligase beta subunit, cytoplasmic-like. Gene Ontology annotation, molecular function: magnesium ion binding; ATP binding; RNA binding. The record is from RefSeq and is a predicted model, not a curated record. Gene Ontology annotation, cellular component: phenylalanine-tRNA ligase complex. Gene Ontology annotation, biological process: phenylalanyl-tRNA aminoacylation. The transcript is spliced from 12 exons. NCBI's taxonomy places the organism in Eukaryota, Viridiplantae, Streptophyta, Magnoliopsida, Dioscoreales, Dioscoreaceae. Bases 1 to 1281 code for a protein of 426 amino acids.
AUGUCGAUGGUUGGUGUAUUUCUCUGGAUUUUUCACUUUAGUGAUACUGACAGGUACAUGGGCAAGUAUACAGUUGUGCUUAUACAGUCUGUAGUUGUGUACAUGGAUUUUAAAACCUAUGAUGUCAUCAUGUACUUGGUGUUUGUUCUUGUGAAUUUAGUUAAUCUGCUAUCACAAGUACACUAUCUUAACUGCAUAAGGGUUUUAUUACUACAUCCAAUUAUUAAUGGUGCACAUUCAGCAAUCAGUUUGCAAACAAGAAAUGUAUUCAUUAAAUACACAGCUACUAAUCUAACAAAGGUAAAAAUUGUUCUAAAUACAUAUGUGACAAUGUUUUCGGAGUAUUGCCAAGAAAAGUUCGAAGUUGAACCUGUUACAGUUGUACACUCUGAUGGAUGUACGAGCAUUUAUCCUGAUCCUUCAAUUACCAACAUGAAGGUUGACCUUUCAAAUAUUAGUGGUUCAAUAGGAGUUUCAUUGCCAGAACAGGAGGUGCCAUUUCUGCUUGAGUUCAUUCACUUAUUGAAGAAAAUGCAACUUCAAACCGAAGAGUCAUUAUCUCAGAGUGGAAAGUAUAAUAUUAUUGUUUCAAUACCUCCCACUAGAAGUGAUAUUCUUCAUCCCCAUGAUGUCAUGGAGGGUGUUGCUAUUACUUAUGGUUAUAACAAUAUUCCAAAAUCAAAGCCUAAAUGUUUGACAAAGGGAGGGCGACAACCAUUGAACAAAUUUUCUGAUAAGAUCCGAGCAGAGACACAGUUGGCUGGUUAUUUGAAGGCGUUGACAUGGAUUUUGUGCUCACACGAAGAAAACUUCAGUAUGUUGAAGCAAGUGGAUUUGGGGAAUGCAAUUAGCGUUGCAAAUCCUUGUUCAUCUGAGUUUCAGGUUGUUCGGAAUAGUCUGAUGUCGGGGUUAUUAAAAACCCUAAAACAUAACAAGGAUCACGCAAAGCCCAUUAAGAUAUUUGAAGUGGGUGAUGUUGUCAUAAUUGAUGAAUCCAAUGAUGUUGGUGCGGCAAAUAAUCGUCGACUUGCAGCAUUGUACUGCAAUGUAUACUCCGGAUUUGAGGAAAUUAUGGGCUUGGUUGAGAGAAUAAUGACAAUUAUGGGCUCCUUGAAAUUGCAUUUGAAGCUAACUGAAUUCUUCCCCAACAGACAAUGUAGCAUCAGUUUCAAGGUAAAAAAGAUCGGCAACUUUGGCAUUGUUCAUCCAGAGGUUUUGUCCGAGUUCAAAAUACAGGACCCUUGCUCAUUUCUUGAGAUUGACAUCCCGUCCGUGCUAUGAAGUCCCGAAAAUUAUGCAGCAUCCAAUUGCUU